Hemibagrus wyckioides is the source of this 2434-nucleotide messenger RNA. RefSeq names its product MSL complex subunit 1a (gene msl1a). Gene Ontology annotation, cellular component: MSL complex. The record is from RefSeq and is a predicted model, not a curated record. Lineage: Eukaryota; Metazoa; Chordata; Actinopteri; Siluriformes; Bagridae. Bases 452 to 1960 code for a protein of 502 amino acids. The transcript is spliced from 9 exons.
UUUAAACGCACUUGAGAAGCUCGGGUAAGUAGUUGGUGGAGAGGUACGUUCGGGCGGGGAUGAAGGUAUUAAAAUUCACUGUUAAUGGAAAUGAGUGACAAGUAGUUAGGCAGUAGGUGUAAUAUAUGGUGAAAAACCGUGCCGUGUGUUUUGUUGGAUUUAAAAUGGCGUCAUUGCGUACCCAUGCAGUUAAAACGCUGCUAUAAGUGACUGUCAUUGUUUUUGCUGAGACUAAAAUGGUGGACAAGGCUGCAUAGUCGCUGCAAGCAAGCUAACAUAACGCCGUGUUUAUGUUCCGGCUAAUGUGUGUCGUGCCGUUUGAGAGAACUACAAGACAUAAAACUUGAAGAAUCAGCAUGGAUGUGGACAGGGUGGUCUGGGCACAUGGUAGACCGGCACUGCCCCCCAUUUAAUCACAGCGGUGGGUCUCGGUGAGUGCCUUUGACUCGCCAUGACUAUGCGAGCCACUGUGUUCAAAAGUGGAGGAAACAAGCUGGACACGGACACCGGUGACCAAGCUAAAAAGCAAGAGUUUCAGACCAGCAUAAAGAAGGAAACUUCAGAGUGUUUUGCACGAGUUCCUGGCAUCCUGAGCAACAUUCACAACAGCACUGGGCAGCAUUUUCACAGCAAAGCUAAGACCUUUUCAACCAGCCAGAGCGCUGUAGGCAGAUCUGUUCUGUCAUCAGCAGCAAGGAGGGGACAGGAGGAGAACUGGGUGAACCUGGGGGCUUUGACUCUUCCUCUGACCAAGCAGAUGGGGGCUGAGGGUACCCCGGGCAAAAGUAAGUCGCUAUUCGGACACACCAGUCAUAACCACAUGGGCAAGAUGGAUCCAGUGGCAUCUAAUGGCAGCAAGCAGCCUAGGAAGGCAGGAGGAGGCUUGGCAGUGGCAGGGGUCCCCUCACCAGAACAUGGUUCUGAUGGAAAACGACGGAAUGUGAUGAAGGGCACAGGCCACACCGCCAACCAGACGGGCUGCAUCCGUCAGAUCCUACUGCUGCAGCUAGAACUGAUUGAACAGCAACAGCAGCAACUGCAGAACAAGAACAAGGAGAUAGAUGAUCUCAAAGCUGAAAAGGAGAUGUUGGCGGCACGGAUUGAGCGCAUGGAGCGGCGGCUACAGGUGGUGAGGAAAGAUGGCGUUGAGAGUCGUCCCACUCCCACUCCUCGCCGCAGGGAGGCUGUAGAGGCUGUCCAAUCAGAAGGCACUGGGCAGUCUGAGGGUCAGUGUCAUACCCCGCGACAAACGAAUUUAGAAAAAAGUGGCAAGAACCUGAAAAGGAGAUUCCUUUUUCAGGAAUCUAGGAUGUCACGGUCCAGACGUGGGCAUCCUAAAGCACCCUCUCCAAAAGAAGCUUUGGAGGAGGAGUCCCAGGAAGAGGUGGAGCCUGAGGUACGAUCACCUGGUUCAUCCCUGGUUGAAUCAGAAGAGCUGCCUUACAUGGCGACCACUGAGAUGUAUCUCUGCUGCUGGCACCAGACUCCACCUUCACCAUGGCGAGAUCAGUCUCCUGUCCAGGAAGACACAGUUGCUGUCCCUUCCUGGCGAGAGAGUAUUGUGGAACCACUGGAAGACAAAAAGGGAAUUGAUAUCGCUGAGAGUUUGGAUGAUAACGUUUUUCUGAAGCGACAUUCAAAACUGGAGCUUGAUGAGAAGAGGCGAAAAAGGUGGGAUAUUCAGCGUAUUCGGGAGCAGCGGAUGUUCCAGCGCCUUCAGCAGAGGAUGAACAAGCAGAAGGUGAUGCAGGAGAGUGAGCCAGAGCUGCUGUCCUUCUACCCUGAAACUGAGGAUGUGGAGUCUGUAAUGAUCACGCCUUUCCUGCCAGUGGUGGCAUUUGGCAGGCCUCUACCUAAUCUCAAACAACAGAAUUUUGAAAUACCAUGGUUGGAUGAGCGUAGUCGAAGCCGACAAGAAGUGUCUAAGAAGAAGACGCCACAUCGGACCUGCCGCAAGUGAAGCAAUCCUCCUUGAGUGAUCACACGAUGUUAAGAAGAGGCUGAAUCAGUUUGACUGUCCUGUGGUGUUUUCUGUGUGCUAUAGGAUCAUCUUGGCAACAUACUACAUAGUUGAUUGCCCUGAAGUCACCAUCAAUCUUCAAAGGACUGCUCCUCGCUUAAGCCCGUUUGGCCCCCUGAAUGGCACACCAGCUGCAAGAUGGCUGAAAGCCGAGCUGUCAAAAGUUCAUACUCAUUGUAGCACUGCAAAAUGUGAUGUUGCUGUAUUCUGGUUGCUUUGGUAUUUUCCCAUGCAAGUCAGCUAUUAAAAAUUGCGGUAUGGACCAAAUCCUAAUCAAAUGCAGUUUAACAGAGAAUGUUAUUUAAACAGUGUUUUUGCGUUUCUGUUCAUUGUGAAUGGGUGACUUCUACGACAAUAUAGUGUAACAUCUUGUAACAUAGUGUUGAUUCUGCAAAUAAAUGACAAAAAUUCUAA